This is a messenger RNA of Aspergillus melleus, 363 nucleotides long. RefSeq lists its product as uncharacterized. Lineage: Eukaryota; Fungi; Ascomycota; Eurotiomycetes; Eurotiales; Aspergillaceae. The record is from RefSeq and is a predicted model, not a curated record. Bases 1 to 363 code for a protein of 120 amino acids. The transcript has a single exon.
AUGUACCGAUACGGUCCCAGCGGCAGCGGUAGCAGACGCUCCAGCAGCGCCGGGGGCCCCAAGCGCCCCGCCUACGCCUACUUCGCCAUCGACUCCCGGGGCUGGAAUGGCCAGGGAACUCUCUCGCGGGGCGAGCUCUACGAUCGAAUCCACACCGCGGCCGUGUAUGGAAGCUAUUCCCUGUACUAUCCCAACGAUCCGAAUCUGCCGCAGGGCCAGUAUGAUGGGCAGUUGAUCCAGACGGGUUGCAUUCGUGGCUUGCCUCUUGAUAAUCGUGAGCAGCAGAGAUUUAUUCAUAAUGAGUUGACUCGGAAGACUAGGCAGUUGAUGUUGCGGUAUACGGGACGGGAUCAGUGGAGGUGA